This is a messenger RNA of Corapipo altera (White-ruffed manakin), 13045 nucleotides long. It is a transcript of the gene ROCK2, whose product is annotated as Rho associated coiled-coil containing protein kinase 2. Gene Ontology annotation, cellular component: cytoplasm; cytoskeleton; centrosome. Gene Ontology annotation, biological process: smooth muscle contraction; peptidyl-threonine phosphorylation; actomyosin structure organization. Gene Ontology annotation, molecular function: Rho-dependent protein serine/threonine kinase activity; ATP binding; small GTPase binding. The transcript has 35 exons. Lineage: Eukaryota; Metazoa; Chordata; Aves; Passeriformes; Pipridae. The coding region runs from base 68 to 4513 and encodes 1481 amino acids. The record is from RefSeq and is a predicted model, not a curated record.
CGCGCUAGGCCCGCCCGGCGGCCCCGCGCAGUGCCCUCCGCGGGCCCGGCACUAGGCGGGCCGGAGGAUGAGCCAGCAGCCGGCGGGGAAGAUGUCGGCGGCUCCCCUGGCGGCCGAGGCGCCGGAGCCGGCGGCGGGGAUGCUCGAGGGCCGCCAGAGGAAGCUGGAGUCCAUGAUCCGCGACCCGCGCUCCCCGGUCAACGUGGAGAGCCUUCUGGACGGCUUGAAUUCUUUGGUCCUUGAUCUGGAUUAUCCAGCACUGAGGAAGAACAAGAACAUUGAUAAUUUCUUAAAUAGAUAUGAGAAGAUUGUGGAAAAAAUCCGAGCUUUACAAAUGAAAGCUGAAGACUAUGAUGUUGUAAAGGUGAUUGGAAGAGGGGCUUUUGGAGAAGUGCAACUGGUUCGCCAUAAAAUGACACAGAAAGUUUAUGCAAUGAAGCUACUUAGUAAAUUUGAAAUGAUCAAGAGAUCAGAUUCAGCCUUUUUCUGGGAAGAAAGAGAUAUCAUGGCCUUCGCCAACAGUCCGUGGGUGGUUCAGCUAUUUUGUGCCUUUCAAGAUGACAAGUACUUGUACAUGGUAAUGGAAUACAUGCCAGGUGGAGAUCUUGUAAACCUUAUGAGCAAUUACGAUGUGCCUGAGAAAUGGGCCAAGUUCUACACAGCCGAAGUUGUUCUUGCUCUUGAUGCAAUUCACUCCAUGGGCUUGAUACACAGAGAUGUGAAGCCUGACAAUAUGCUUUUAGAUAAACAUGGGCAUCUGAAGCUGGCAGAUUUUGGCACUUGUAUGAAAAUGGAUGAAACAGGAAUGGUGCGCUGCGACACAGCCGUGGGAACCCCCGACUACAUCUCGCCCGAAGUUCUGAAGUCGCAGGGGGGUGAUGGUUACUAUGGACGGGAAUGUGACUGGUGGUCUGUAGGGGUGUUCCUUUUUGAGAUGUUAGUUGGUGAUACUCCUUUUUAUGCAGACUCACUAGUAGGAACAUACAGUAAAAUUAUGGAUCAUAAGAACUCAUUACAUUUCCCGGAUGACGUGGAAAUCUCUAAGCAUGCGAAGAACCUUAUCUGUGCCUUUUUAACUGAUAGGGAUGUGCGACUUGGGAGAAAUGGGGUAGAAGAAAUAAAGCAUCACCCUUUCUUCAAAAGCGAUCAGUGGAACUGGGACAACAUUCGAGAGACUGCUGCUCCUGUUGUUCCUGAGCUCAGCAGUGAUAUAGAUAGCAGUAAUUUUGAUGACAUUGAGGACGACAAGGGAGACGUGGAAACCUUUCCAAUCCCCAAAGCCUUCGUGGGAAACCAGCUGCCUUUCAUAGGAUUUACCUACUAUAGAGACAAUUUGUUGCUAAGUGACUCCUCUCAGUCUUGCAGAGAAAAUGAAUCUGUGCAAUCUAGUAAAAAUGAGGACAGCAAGGAGUUUCAGAAAAAACUAAGCAAGCUAGAAGAACAGCUCAGUAAUGAAUUGCAAGCCAAAGAUGAACUAGAACAGAAGUACAGGUCUACAAGUACUCGUUUAGAGAAGAUAUUGAAAGAGCUCGAUGAAGAGAUAACUUCAAGGAAGAAUGUAGAGUCUGCAGUCAGGCAGUUAGAGAGAGAGAAGGCUCUUCUUCAGCAUAAGAAUACAGAAUACCAGAGAAAAGCAGAACAUGAAGCAGAUAAGAAACGCAAUUUGGAAAAUGAGGUUAACAGUUUGAAAGACCAGCUUGAAGAUUUAAAAAAGAGGAAUCAGAACUCUCAAAUAUCUAAUGAGAAAAUCAAUCAACUACAAAGACAGUUGGAUGAAGCCAAUUCUUUGCUGCGGUCAGAGUCUGAUACUGCAGCCAGGUUAAGGAAGAACCAGACAGAAAGCACAAAGCAAAUCCAGCAGCUGGAAACUAAUAAUAGAGAACUACAAGAUAAGAACUGCCUGCUAGAGAAUGCGAAACUCAAACUGGAGAAGGAGUAUCUCAAUCUUCAGUCAGCUCUAGAAUCAGAAAGGAGAGAUCGAAGUCAUGGAUCAGAGAUUAUCAGUGAUUUACAAGGUCGAAUAUCUAGCCUUGAAGAAGAAGUGAAAAGUGGAAAGAGUGCAUUAGCCAAACUGGAAAUGGAGAAAAGGCAAUUGCAGGAAAAGCUCACAGAUUUAGAAAAGGAAAAGAGCAACAUGGAAAUAGAUAUGACAUAUAAAUUUAAAGUUAUGCAGCAGAACCUUGAGCAAGAAGAAGCUGAACAUAAAGCCACAAAAGCACGAUUAGCAGACAAAAACAAGAUCUAUGAAUCUAUAGAGGAAGCAAAAUCUGAAGCCAUGAAAGAAAUGGAGAAGAAACUUUUGGAAGAGAGAGCUUUAAAGCAAAAAGUAGAAAAUCGGUUGUUGGAAGCUGAAAAGCAGCGCUCCAUGUUGGACUGUGAUCUCAAACAAUCACAGCAGAAAAUCAAUGAGCUCCUUAUGCAAAAGGAUAUACUAAAUGAAGAUGUAAAAAACUUGACAUUAAAAAUAGAGCAAGAAACACAAAAGCGCUGUCUCACUCAAAAUGACCUCAAGAUGCAAACGCAGCAGGUCAACACCUUGAAAAUGUCAGAGAAGCAGUUAAAACAGGAGAAUAACCAUCUUCAGGAAAUCAAAUUAAGUCUGGAAAAACAAAACAAUGAACUCCGCAAGGAACGUCAAGAUGCAGAUGGACAAAUGAAAGAGCUUCAAGACCAACUCGAAGCUGAACAGUAUUUCUCGACUUUGUAUAAGACGCAAGUUCGAGAACUUAAAGAAGAAUGUGAGGAAAAGACCAAAAUUUGUAAAGAAAUGCAGCAAAAAAUACAAGAGUUACAGGAUGAGAGAGAUUCCUUGGCUGCUCAGCUAGAGAUUACUUUGACAAAAGCAGAUUCAGAACAACUUGCCCGUUCCAUUGCUGAAGAGCAGUACUCUGAUUUGGAAAAAGAGAAGAUUAUGAAAGAGCUGGAGAUUAAAGAGAUGAUGGCAAGGCAUAAACAGGAACUUACUGAGAAAGAUGCCACCAUAGCUUCCUUGGAGGAAGCAAAUAGGACACUAACCAGUGAUGUGGCUAAUCUUGCUAAUGAGAAAGAAGAACUAAACAAUAAACUGAAGGAAGUACAAGAACAAAUUACAAAACUAAAAGAAGAAGAAGCAAAUAUAGGAAAUAUUAAAGCACAAUUUGAGAAACAGUUGUUGACUGAAAGGACAUUAAAAACCCAGGCUGUGAAUAAAUUGGCUGAGAUUAUGAAUCGGAAGGGUCCAGUCAAACGUGGAUCUGACACUGAUGUACGGCGGAAGGAAAAGGAAAAUAGGAAGCUGCAUAUGGAACUGAAGUCUGAACGAGAAAAGUUAACCCAAAUGAUGAUCAAAUAUCAGAAGGAAAUAAAUGAAAUGCAGGCACAAAUUGCAGAAGAGAGUCAGAUCCGGAUUGAGCUGCAGAUGACUCUGGACAGCAAGGACAGUGACAUUGAACAGCUUCGUUCCCAGCUGCAGUCCCUGCACAUCGGGCUGGACAACAGCAGCAUUGGCAGCGGGCCUGGAGAUGCUGAGGCAGAUGAUGGAUUCCCUGUCCGUAUCACUCAAUCCCACACUAUGGAAUCCAUGUCCUUUACCUAUCAGCACUCUUCCACCUCUGUCAGUAUUGCCACUAAGCCUUCCAGUUCUCGCACGCUUCUUGAUUCUGAUUCUGACUCAGAGGAAGAACCUUUGUCUUGUUCACACAGUCCUACAGAAGUUGAUAGCACAGAAUCAAGAUUGGAAGGCUGGCUAUCACUGCCUGUUAGAAAUAACACUAAAAAAUUUGGAUGGGUUAAAAAGUAUGUAAUUGUAAGCAGUAAGAAGAUCCUAUUCUAUGACAGCGAACAAGAUAAAGAACAAUCUAAUCCCUAUAUGGUAUUGGAUAUAGACAAACUCUUCCAUGUCCGACCAGUCACUCAGACUGAUGUGUACAGAGCAGAUUCCAAGGAGAUUCCAAGGAUAUUCCAGAUUCUAUAUGCUAAUGAAGGAGAGAGCAAAAAGGAACAGGAAUUUCCUGUGGAGCCCAUGGGAGAGAAGUCAAAUUACAUUUGUCACAAAGGACAUGAGUUUAUACCUACUCUUUACCACUUUCCAACCAAUUGUGAAGCUUGUAUGAAGCCACUGUGGCAUAUGUUUAAACCUCCUCCUGCUCUGGAAUGUCGCCGCUGCCACAUCAAAUGUCACAAAGAUCACAUGGAUAAAAAAGAAGAGAUUAUAGCGCCUUGCAAAGUGUACUAUGAUAUUUCUACGGCAAAGAAUCUACUACUGUUAGCUAAUUCUACGGAAGAGCAGCAAAAAUGGGUGAGCCGACUGGUGAAAAAAAUACCCAAGAAGCCUCCAGCACCAGACCCCUUUGCUCGAUCUUCUCCCAGAACUUCCAUGAAGGUACAGCCAAACCAGUCCAUCAGACGACCAAGUCGACAGCUUCCUCCAAACAAACCAAGAUUACUUGAUCUGGCAUUUAAGGACUGGGAUUGGUCAUUUGAUGAUGUUGAUGAUAUUGAUGGUGAUGAUGAUGACGAUGUUUUUGAUUUCUGAAGAAGUAUAAGGGCUAACUGCUUUCCGUGAAUGCAGACACAGUUCAAGGUGAUAAUUUUCUUCCCAUUACAGCAAGACUGAAACAUAUCCCAAAAUAUAUUAAAAAUAUAUAUUUUCCUGAGAGAUUGUGCUAUAUAUAUCAGAGGUUUACAUUUUUGCUGCAAUAUAAAUUACUAAUCUGAGGGUUUUCCUGUAUUCUCCCAAGUGACUGAUCAAUUGAGGAAUGGUUGGCAAAUAGUAAAAGGAUAUGUUAGGUAACCUUUUAAACUCUGUUCCACAAAAGCUUUCUUGGCAAGACACAUACACUACAUUUCAUUAAAGGAUUGAGAGGAAUGAAUAUUAAAUGGAAGAAACUGAUUUCUCAGCUUUUGUAAAGAUGCCACCAGCACGUCUGCAACCAGAACCGGAGGAAGAUCCACCAUAGUGAUAUAGACUGCAUCUGUAAGAAGUGACCAUUAUACUGUGUAUAUAUAUUGUACUGUAAUACUGCAAGAGGGUUUUAAAAAUCUUUCCACUUUAUUUUUUUAUGCUUAUUAAUCAGAUACCGUUACUUAUUGCAGUUGCAACUAUGCACUUGUAUAAAGCCAUACUGUUGAAGUUUAUAUCAUUCAUACACGUCUAUCAGAAGCUGCAUGUCAGUGUUCAGCAGCUAGUAUAGGUUUGAAGUAUGUACUAAUUUCAGCUGUACGUCAUCAUGGGCAGUCCUGUUUUACCUGUCUAAUAGCCUUAAUUUAAACUUUUUUCAAUUUUUUUUGCCCAUUCUUUCUAUUUAAGGAAAAAGAAAGUUUACCGGCUCUUAGAAUGCAAUUUUGCUUUGUGGCAGAAAAAAUAGUGCACUAUUUUUACACCUAGUAAGUAUAUCAAUGUCAGCCUAUUUUGAAUGUAUAUUGACUGGUUUUAAGGGUGGAGAAGUGUUGGUUACAGAAACAAUGUCGGAGAGCAUUGGAAUUACCAGACCAUUUGCUUGUACAUGUAACUGCUCAUCCAGCCCUUUUUACGAACCUCAGUACUAGUUAUUGACUUAUAUUAACCCUCAUUAAGUGCUAUGAAACUUCAUUUUGCCUUGUUUUUGCAUACUCUCCUAGAUGUGUUUUUUUUUUUUAUUUUUGGAAAGAAAAAGAAUCUGUGACUAUUUUUACAUUUCACAACACAAUAUCCAAGGACUGUCACAAACUUUAAGAAAAGUAAAACAUACUGUAGAUGUAUUUUAAAGUUUUAAUCUGGUUCUCUAGCACAUAGCUGUAGGCAUAGAUAAAUAUUUCAGUAGUGCGUUUUGAGAACUGAUAGCUGGGAAGAAAGGGCCUCAGAGGCACUUAACCUGACUUCUUUUUUUUAACUUGGAGUUGUACAAAAAAUAUAAUUUAUGUGGGCUCAUUCAUGAUGUGUUCAUAAUUAUCCCAGAAAAUGCAUGUUUUAUACAACUACAGUAUGUGAUGUUAAACAUAUUGACAGUAAAAAAUAUAGUCUCCUAUUUGGUCUCUUUAUAUAUAUAUAUAAAUAUAUAUAUAUAUUUAAAAUAUAUAUAUAUAUAAAAUAUUGUGUGGGAGUGCAGUAAUUUAAAAUAUGAUCUAACACUUCAAUGAAGGAGGACAUUUCACUUUAAAAUUUUUUUUGUUUUUGUUUUUUAAAGAGUGUUGAAAUGUUUGGAAGGAUAGGACCAUGAUUUAUUUAACACUAUCAUGAAAAGUGAACUUGGAAACACUGAAAUACUGAAAAUUAAAAAAUAUAUUUACAUUUUGUAACCUCUACUACAGUUCAGCUUAACAGAGCCAGAAUGUAUUCAGUCUUCUAUUUAUGCACUCACAAAGUAAAAUGUUGUUUGUGAGUUCUUAAAAUCGAAGCUAAAACUUUCAUAUCAUUUUUUAUUAGGUAUUCUAACCCAGCGCACAGCUACAGUGUUUUUUCCCUGCUUGUUUUGAUUUACAGAAAUACGGUAUAUUUUUAGGUGAUGCAGAUAUGCAUAGAGAACAACAUUAAAAAUGUAUACAGUAAAACUGUUUCCGUUCACUGAAUGCAUAAAUAUUUUAUAUAUAUAUAUAAAAAAAUGUUACAUUGUGGGAAGUUCUAUCCUUUUCUGAAUUGGAGAAUAUUAUAUAUAUAUUUUUAAAUAAACUAUUUGAGUAAGGUAAAAUAGUUCCUGAACUUGAGAAGCUGGUAAUUAAUUGAAUUUAAUUGAAUUUAAUUAUAGAGGCAACUACUGCGGCAGACAUGGGAAAGGCAAGGACAAAGCCUGUGUGAGGAGGGAGCGCAGACUCCAGGGGAGCUGUUUGGCAGCUCCUCCACUGCUGGGGCUGGAUCCAUUGCACUUUUCUCUCCCUGGCCUGCCCUCAUUUACUGUUAAUCCCUGGGGCCCUGUUAAGCCUGACAUUUCAGGAAAUGUACUAUAUUAUAGUAUUUACUGGCCCCAGUUUAUACGUUCUGUGCAUUUAUACAUUGCAGCAGGCUGUAUUGAGAUGGUGUUGUAGAGCAGUACAGGCUGAGAGAGCGCACUGGAGGUCCUGUGCUCUGACCUCUACCUCAGAGCAGGGCUAACUUAGCACCAGUUCCUCAAGGCCAGUGGUAUGAUGUGUAUGAACCUUGAUUUGUACACAGGACACAAAAGGCAAAGCUGCUCUUCUGUUCUUCUCACUUGUCCUACUGUGAAACGCAAAGAACUCUUAAAUGCCGGUUCCUGGAGAUUGUGUUGUUUCCUUAUUGUCCAGUGGUGACCUUUUAACAUUUUUGAGAGAAGGGUAUAUUCAUGAACUAAAGAAUAUUUUUCUUGAAAGCCACAGAUGUUUAAACACUUUCAUUUUGUAACAGGGUUGUCCCAGCAAACAGGACAUUUUUAUGGCCUGAAUGAUUUAUCUAUAGAAAAUUCUGUCACUGCAAGUCCUUUUGUUUCACAAGAGUAAACAAGUAGCAUAGCCAAGCUGCAUAUUAACCUUCUGGAAAAAUCAGGGUUCAAACUUGGAUCCAGAAGCUUCGGACACUUGUAGGGAAGUUGCUCUUUAGUUCCCAAUCCAAAAGCUCACCAGCAGAGAAGCUGGACAGGAAGACCCCGUUGGAGUUACCGUGUCAGUUGUCAGAAAGACCUUUCUGCAAGGAGAUUUCCACUUCUGUCCUAGUUGUGUGCUGCAAUUCCCUACUUCUAGUGUUUCCUGCCAAAGCGCAGCCCCUCCCAGCACUACCAGCAAUCCAGCACCACGUCUGCUUUUACUAGAGGAAAACUGUGGUUCUUGUGCUUCUGAGCAUGGUUGAUGCUGUAACCAAAAUGUGACCCAGAAUCACAUACCAUGUAGGACUUGGAAACAUGCAAGAGGCCCAUGGAUCUCGGCAGUCAGUGACAGGGGCCAGAUUAAAAACAUCACUGAAAUUCCACUGCAAGUGUCCAGAUCUCUUACUACCUCUUGAUGGCACUGAACCUCCUACAUUUUGACAGACAUUCAGUGGCUCUCUGAAGGCACCAAGGCCAGAAAAGCUACCAGUGAAAUUGUAUGCUUUUUCUCUUUAGUUUCUCAGGCAGUGUCAAGUGAUCAUGAGAAAUUUGAGCAUUUGUGUUUGUAAUCUUAUAAUCUAUUAGUUUCCCAUCUAGCUUUGAGAGAAUCAUCCUUGGAAGAGGAUUUAUAUAUUUUGGUCUCAAGUGCCUUUACCCGUCAUAUGCUUGUGAGGUGAUAUUUGGGAUGCUGCUGUGAAAGGGGGAAAUGUAUAUGAAAACAAACUUCUUACCUGCAUUGCUCUUACAAACUCUUACUGUCUCCUAAUUCUGUUUCUGAGGCAGGUGAACAUAACAGUACAUGGUCCACUUCAGUGAACUUGAGUAUUUCAGUCUCUUUCACAUUCCUGGAUAGUUUGCCUCAGCAUUGAUGUUAAAAUAAGGAUUAAUUUAUUUUAUCAUAGAAUCAGAGACUAUCUCAAGUUGGAAGGGACCCAUAAAGAUCAUGGAGUCCAACUUCCUGCUCUUCACAGGACAACCUAAAACUAAAUCAUAUGACUAACAGCAUCAUCCAGACACUCCUUGAACUUUGACAGGCUUGGUGCCUUUUCAGUGCAUUACAGUUUUUUAUGGACUGUCAUCUCUGCACAUAGUACACUUUAAACUGAAAACAUUAUUAUUUUUAAGAUUAGCUUCUGAACCACUUAGGGUUUUAUCAGCAUCCCAAGGAUCAUGUGUUUUUUCCUACUGCUUAGAAGUAUCCUCCAUAAGAGCAGGAAGGAGUCUUCUUUUGGAUCUCUGUAAAAUAUGUUGAUGGAGUGGUUCUGAAACUAGUUUGUGUUCUUGGUUGAAGUUGCCUAUCAAGUGGACAGGAAUAUACUCAGACAUUCUCAUCUGAGAAAUGAGAUGAGUCUAUUGAGAUGUAUGUGGCUGAAAAGAGCACCGUGGUUAACACAUCGAGCCUAAUUGUCCCCAGAAACUACUGUAGUGAAUGGAAAAUCUCACUGUAAAACCACAGCUCCAAGAAGUGGGGAUGCAGAGGAACUGUAAUUUAUUGGCACAAGGAUGCUGAUUACCAGGCCUUAUUAAUGAAGAUUGGCGUUUGGAGUCUUUGCCCCUUUGUAGGAAGGAAGCAUUGUUUUAUAAAGGUAAGAAAGACACGUUACUGCUUGCUAAUGGAAGGGUGAAGCCUUGGAUUUGACUGCAGGUGGUUUUGCUCCAAUAAUCUUAAGAGAAGCUCCAUGAUAAAAGUGAUCUUUCAAGAGGAAAGUCACAGUGAAAGCCAACAAAAUUUCAAAGUUAUAAAUGUAUGUAGUCCCGCAUACUUUAAAGAAAUCUGGAAACACGUCACCCUGAAAAGAAAGGGCAGAGAGCACAGUAAUUUCAUUUUUUGAAGGAUCUACAUAGAAAUGCUUUCACAGACAAGACAACCACAUGUGAUGCUUUGGUCUAUUGCCCCAUUUUGAGGUUGAGGCCUUUGGUGUUUGUUCAGAGAUGUGAGCCUGUUUGUAUGUAUACUCUUACACUGUGUACCAGUGGGCCUCGUAGGUCAUCUAGUUCUUGUCAUUUGUUAUUGCUCUUUGGGGUGUUUUUUGCCCAGGAUGCUGUUGCAGCACUGGGUAAGCAUGGCCACCCAAUAAGAAGUACAUCAGGCUUGUGAGAUCACUGCCAAUCCUCUUCCUUUGGGUCACCAACUUCAGGCACUGAAUUGCCUUGGAUAUGUGCUACUUUUUAUUAACAAGUGAACUGGUGGAAAUGUUUUCUGGAGGUAUCUGAGAUAUUAAAUAACUUUUUUGAGGCUGAAGGAGCCAGGAGUCCCACUGUCUGAGCCCUGUUUCAUAUCUGCUUGCCCUGGUGGUGUCUCUUGCCUCAGCUGUGUUCCACUUUCCAAUAGACUCUCAAAGCAGAUCUUGCACAUGGGUGCAGGUCUGGCUGCAGCUUCAGGACUUGCAUUUAUUUGCUGGAUCCCAUGGCCUCAUGUGUCUGUGUGAUGUCCAGCAUAUUACAAUCCUUAUGUCCCGGAGGCCAACAAAUUCAGUAGGACCUGUGUAGCCAUUACCCCCCUCUGCAGUGAUGGAAGGACUAGAUAAAUACAAUAAGAAGGCUCCCCUACAUGUUUCGUAUCCUGUUCAGAGAUACAGCAAUGGGAGUUGUAUUACUGGAAGGGGGGCAAACAUGCAAGCUUAAAAAAAAAAAAAACAAAGCUGAGAGAGGAAAGUAUCCUUGAGCUCAGAGUCCAUGAGGACUGAAAGUUGUGCCAACAGUGCAUAUCAUGGGAAAAAAAUUUAAAUCUCACAAGAUAAGUCGCUCUCUUGAAAGUCAGACCACUGGAAUCUUUAUUUAGUCAGUUGCUCAAAGGUGAAAGAAUUUCUUUACAGUAAUUGGGUACUUAAAAUAUGCUUUACACGAGCUCAAUUUGUGCUCCAUUAGUCAUGAUUUACAUGACAGAGAGGACGCUGAGGCAUAGGAUGUGUAUUCUUCCAUUUAUGAUUUUCAUAUAAUUUGAGUCAGGUCAGCAUCUUGGUAUUGUUGGCCAGAGCCUUCAAAUUCCAAAGCAGAAUUCUUGUACAUCGCAGAGCAGGCAUAUGCACCGAUGACUUGCAAUUACAAUAAGGUGGUAAGUAGGAUUGAUUUCAGCAUGGAGCCAUGUUACUAUUCAGUUUAAAUCAGAAUUAUCAUUAGCUAACUUCUCUUGUCACAUUUUAGGCUGGUGCAGGUUCUGUUCUUUACAUCAGUUUCCAGAAUACUUGACAGAUAAAACAAGAUGUCUGUCCAGUUAAGGUUCCCUCCUUGUGAGUCGGUGAUAGCACAUAAUGCACAGAAGUACUUGUUUAGGCUACUGACAAUUUAAGACAGUUACGAGCUGAAAUAAUGAAACAAAACAGGGUGUUAACAAAAUUUUGACAAGUAUUUAAAUUGUCUUUCAGGUAUCCCCAGUUAAAUUUCAUCAAAAGUAUAAUUUUAAAAACCUCUUAUUUUACCCCUAGUCCAAAGACUGGGUUAUUUUUCAAGACAGAGAUGGUGUUUGCCCCAAACCUCUUCCAGUGUAGAAUGGAAUAGUUGACAUCUUUAACUUGAAAAUAUCUGUAUGUCUAUCUUGCCAUCAGGCAGGAAACACCUGAGGUCCAUCAGGACUCAGGUCUCUGAGACUGCCAAGAUCUUGCAGUUGGAUCCAUCUCAAGUGAUGAGCUGUCACGUUCUUAGGUGAUGUUUAUUGUGGUUCCCAGACACCUGUUUGACCUCAACAGCUAUCAUCUCCGAGAACUCUGAAGCAUCCUGGAGAACUGUGGCUCAAAAUCAAGCAAAUUAAAAUUCAGUACAAAUCAAGAACUUAGUAACAUCUUAAGAUUUUUUCUCAGCUUUCUCACCUUCCAAACUGAGACAUCCUCAGAGCAUUAUUAUUGAUGAAGGCAACAUUUUAUGUUCUGCUUAAUACAUAAAUAUGAAUUCCAAGUAUCGAAGAAUUUGGAAGGGAGUGGAACAAACCAGCCUGAAGAGAAUUUGGAGGGGAGUAAUUAUUAUUUAUCAUUGGAGAAAAUACAUGGCUGGCAAACUACCUCAUUUGAGUUGAUCUCCACAUCUGUGUAGCUUUUCAUUUAUAAUAGUUCCUCCUGUGGGCUCUCAGGGGUUAAUUCCUCCCCCCCCCCCCCCCCCCUCUCCCUUACAUAUGUCCCUAAAUAGAUAAGGAUUGGUGGAGGAUACCUCAUUUAAAGAAGUGAAUGAAGCCAUUUUGCAAGUUUUAAGCUGAUUGGGACUGUUCAGCUAAUGGUGAAUUACUUCCUCCAGAAAGUCAAACUGCACUAAAAUCCACCUUUGGAGCUGCAGUGUUUGGGAGUGUUGCUGCCUCCCUGACCUACUCUUUUCUCUCCUCUUUUAAUAGAUUAGAUUAGCAGAGCCAGGAUAGGGAGCAGCUACAUGCACAGCAUAAGCCAGUAAGAGAGGCUUGGGGGUCAGGCAGGGACAAGGACUCCUGAGCAGUCCAAGCAACAGCAUCCUUUACUGGAUUAGAAGAGCACAAAGAAACACAUCUUUGUGCACAGUUUUACUCUGCACAAAAUGCCCUGUGUUAGAAAGGCCCAGAGGGUGGGGGAGAGGGUGGUUUUUCACAUGUGUUUGAUGUUGCUGUUCACUGAGGACAGUUCAGAAAAAGUAAACUAUGUGCAUCUUACACUGUUCACAUCCUCACUUUCAGGCACGCAGCCUGCUGCCUCGAGUCACGUCCUCAUUCCUUCCUCUGGAUAGUAAAUCUGGUAAAUGUUUUCUCUCAUCCAGUUAAAGUGAGCUUGUAGCUUACCUGUUGCCAAAUGCCCAGUCACAGUUCAUCAUAUCCACAGCUGGAGAUAUUUGGAGUUGUUCAGUGGACUGUACUGGAAUUCAGAGCUUGUCUUUUCACAGGCAAGGAAACAAACUUUUUGAAAGCCCUGACAGGGCCAGGUUUUGUCAGCCAGGACAAGACAGGCUGUGUUACCUUGUGAGCAUGUUGUGAACUGGUGCAAUUAGACACGGAGUGUGUAAUUCCACACUCAAGCAGCAUCUGUGAAUGGAGCUUUAUUACUUCAGUCCCGUGAAUAAAAGUGGCUUACUGGCUUACACCCACUGCAAUAAAUCCAAGCAGCUUUCCCUGCCUGCCUUUGGCUCACUGCUGCAUUAGGCAGCAACCAACUUGUGUCCACCUGAUACUGAUGAAUGACAAGUUUAACAAGAUUUAUCCUCCUUGUGUAUCUUGUCUAAAGCUGCUGCCUUUAAUCCAGCCACUGAGAAGAUUAUGCUUUACAUACUGGAAAACACAAGGUCAGCGCUUUCAUGGGGCUUGCCCAGAACUGGAAUGUAUGUCUGCUUACGAAAGUGAAGGAAAUUAGUCUCUGGGAGGAAAAAAAAAGUGUGUAAAACUAUUAACUGCUACUGUCUGAUUUGUUCCAUAUCUCUUGCAGCUUGAAUGAGAACUCAUGGUCCAGCUUUCCAAGUCCACAAAAUUACUCUACCUUAGCUCGUGAAUUACCCAGCUUUGUUUCUUUUCCUCAGUCUUUUUUUCACACAGGCUUCUAAGGAGCUUUAUUCAAAAUAUGUUACGUAUCCUAUUAAGAACUUUCUUAAAUGCGUUUUCAGCAUUUUAUGAU